Molecule: messenger RNA, 3407 nt
Organism: Xiphias gladius (swordfish)
Lineage: Eukaryota; Metazoa; Chordata; Actinopteri; Istiophoriformes; Xiphiidae
Gene: st8sia2
Product: ST8 alpha-N-acetyl-neuraminide alpha-2,8-sialyltransferase 2
Exons: 6
Coding region: 309-1469 (386 amino acids)
Biological process (GO): N-glycan processing; oligosaccharide metabolic process
Molecular function (GO): alpha-N-acetylneuraminate alpha-2,8-sialyltransferase activity
Source: RefSeq, a predicted model, not a curated record
UCGGCGAGUGCACGCUCUCAAAGUUUGGACGGGGGGAAGCGAGGCAACAGCGGAGACGGCGGCAGCGUCGCCCCGUCGGGAGACAGACACACGGCAAUCAUCCUCUGAGAAAGGGGGGUGGUGGUGGUGGGGGGGCGCGCCAGGACCGCAGCUCGCCUGGGAGUGUCCGACUCCGGCGAUAAGAACAAAGGGGGAGAUGACUGAGCGGAUUUUCGAUUUAUAAAAGGGAAAAACACAAGAAGGUCAACGUAACGCUGGGCUGGCUGAAAGGAAGUGACUCCCGGCCGCAGACCCCCCCCCCCUCAGCCAUGCCGCUUGUAUUCCGCACGCUGUUGUUCGGCUUUGUAACGCUGCUGGUCGUGGUUUUGAUCGUUGAUGAUAUUGCAGAAGUGGAGGAAGAAACUGCGAAUACUGGACGUUCAAAGAAGAUGAACUUGCCGAGGCUCAUGCCUAAACCACACCGAAAGGCCGCGGCACACGUGGAUCCAACUGCUUUGACAAGAUUGAGCACAGAUCGAAAUCAUCAUCGUCCGAGCAACAAUAACACUGCCAAGCUCUCGUCAAACAACUGGACCUUCAACAAGACCCUCUCAAACCUCAUCAGGAAGAAUAUCCUGAGAUUCCUCGACCCGGAGAGGGACAUCUCGAUUCUGAAGGGCACUCUGAAACCGGGGGAUAUCAUCCACUAUGUUUUUGAUCGCCACAGCACCACAAACAUCUCAGAAAAUCUCUACCGUCUUUUGCCAAAUGUAUCCCCCAUGAAGAACCAACAUCACAGGCGCUGCGCCAUCGUGGGAAACUCUGGGAUCCUGCUGAACAGCAGCUGUGGACCCGAGAUUGACUCUCACGACUUUAUUAUCAGGUGUAACCUGGCACCGGUGGAGGAAUACUCUCAGGAUGUGGGGUGGCGCACCAACCUGGUGACCAUGAACCCCUCAGUGGUGCAGCGGGCCUUCCAGGACCUGGUCAAUGAAGAAUGGAGGGACCGCUUCUUGCAGCGGCUUCAAAGCCUCAACGACAGUGUGCUGUGGAUCCCGGCCUUCAUGGCCAAGGGGGGAGAGGAGCGCGUGGAGUGGGCCCUCCGUCUCAUCCUGCUGCACGCUGUAGAUGUACGCACCGCCUUCCCCUCGCUGCGCCUUCUCCAUGCUGUCAGAGGGUACUGGCUUACCAACAAUGUCCACAUCAAGCGUCCGACCACUGGCCUCCUCAUGUACACGAUGGCCACCCGCUUCUGUGAGGAGAUCCAUCUUUACGGCUUCUGGCCCUUUCCCCUCGACCCACAGGGCAAACCAGUUAAAUACCACUACUACGAUACUCUAAAAUAUGAGUACACCUCCAGCUCUAGUCCUCACACCAUGCCCUUGGAGUUCAGGACCCUGAGCACAUUGCACAGACAGGGGGCGCUGCGGCUCCACACUGGGACCUGCGAUACUGAGAUGAGACCACAGAAGGAGCUCCAGAGCAAAUAGCUGGAUGGAAGAUUGUCAUGGAAACCGUCGUCUUGACUGAGAGGACUUUGUGCAAAGAGAUUUCUUGUUACUGUACUUUUGUGAAACUUGAAUUAACUUAUUUUCAGUAAUUGGAAUGAACUUUUUUUCUAUUUUGAGCUCUUUUAGUGACUCGUGUCACUGGUGUGUUUUACAUUUUAAGGAGAUUUCUAUGGCAACCUUUAAAAUAAUGAGACCUUUUUUGUCUAGCUCUUUUGCUGUUCGUGAAGAUGCUGUCACGCCUGCCUAUUGACCCCUUAUUUAUCUCAAACAGCCAAUUUUAAACUAAGUUCCCCAUAUGGUAAUAGGUUAUGAAUUACACAUAUUUGUGUAUUUCAAUUAGUCACGAGGUGCCAUAAAUUAAUAUUCCUAGUUUAUGAUAGGAUAGGGCUUCAUAAAGAGUGUGUAGUAACAGAAUAUCAGCUGCAUGAAGAGGAGUUGAAUUAAUGGUUUGUGUGAGUCACUGGUUGGGCCACAAGAUGGAAGCACUUAAUACUGAGGGAGAAUGAUGGUAAAAGAAAAAACAAUGUUGGUCAACUCUUCAAUUUUUUCUUUUUAAUAUGAUGAACCCUUUUGAUUAGGCUCUUUUUAAAAGAGCUGAUAUGAUAUUUAACUUGUGAUAACUUUUCCUCUGAUAGAGAACAUUUUACAUGUCUGCUUUUGUAGCUUCUUAUAAAGUACCUUAAAUGAUGCUCACAUUAAAACAGGUAAGUCGUGAGCAAAAAUUCAAGAAGUCCAGUCAAACAGAACCGACGUGUGAUAAUGUUGGGUCACCUUGAGAACCAAACGAACAAAUGGAAGUAUGUUGAAUUGUACUCGGCUUCUGUGAGGAUAAAUAAGGCGUGUACCAGCUGUUCACAGAAGAAUGUUUACACAGACUUAGUAAACUCACUUUGUAAACUUUUCUCAAAGAACACCAGCCCCAUUUCUGCCCUGGAAAUGCUAGUAGUUAGGUCAAACUUAAGUUGUAUGUUGGUAGUAAGAGGAGCUUUGCUUUUUUUUUUUUUUUUUUUAAUGAAUGUAUUGGUGAUAUUCUUACAAAUGCUGUAAGAAAUGAGCCCUGUAAGAAAUGAUUCCUGCUUUAAAUCAAUUCCUAGUCACAGUUAGCGAUGGUUUCAGUGCAAUAACACUGAGAGGACAAAGACAUGAUAAGUUGAAUGCCUUUAUUCAGCUGAGAUGGUGUACGAAUUAUACUUGUAUAGUUUGUUUGGGUUAGUAUCCAACUAAUGAUGCAAUAUUGAUGCAGAUAUUCGUGGAUUUGAUGAAGCUUCCAGUAUUUGUGCCUAUAACAAAAUAAAUCUGACCAUUUAAAAUUUGAUCACUUCAAAUGCUCAGAAAUAAAAAAAACAUCCAGGAUUUAUCCAAGUUACAUGAUUGUCUUAAUAGUGUUACUCAGUUCUGAAACCCAGAUAUGAAUAGACACUAAAAAAAAAAACUUUGCAUUUUAUUGCAGGUCUGCAGACUUGUUUUUAUGUAGUUGUGGCCAAGGAAGAAGCUCCAAUACAAGGCCAAUAGUAUCAAACUAAUACAUCAGAUUAAUGCUAGUUUGGAUUAUAUUUUUUUCUCUUUCAAGCUCCACCUCAGUUAAAGUCUCUAAAUUGAGUUGUUGAGUUUUUAGGGUUGUUUUCAGGAGAUGUCUUGACACUUGGCCUUUUGCCAAACUCGGCGUAUUUUUCUGCGGCAAAAUGCCUCUGUUAAUAGAAAUUAACAGACGUAUACGAAACAUUUAAAGAGCUCUGCAGCUAAACAAAUAGCCUCUCAUGUGCUCCCAGCCAUGUGAUUUGUCCAUAAGAAGUGUUGCUUACACAGGAUGCGCCUGUUGACUUGCAUGUUGGCCUUAUUACGUUGCCAAUUACGUUAAGAAUAGACAUGAAAAUUGCACCAGAGACGUCAGCAGUUUGAGGCAAUGAAAGGUUUAUU